AUGGACAAAUUCGACAGACAGUUGCGAUUAUGGGGCUCUCAUGGACAGUACGAACUUGAGACUGCCAAGGUGUGCGUUAUUGCGUGCUCUGAUCUUGGAACCGAAAUAUUAAAGAACUUGGCACUGCCAGGAUUAAAACAAUUAACAUUCAUACAAGUGAAAGCGGCCAAUGAUGUUGGCGGCCAUAACAGAUUUUGGAAUCUGGCAGAGUGGAAUGUCACGGAGAUUAUUUGGGAUACUCCUAAAAUGAGCCACCAAAAUUUUUGGGAUGGUUUUUCCCUCGUUAUCGUGGCUUCAGGGAAGCCGGAAAUUUGGACUACCCUCAAAAAUGUCCAGGUGUCUCGAAUGCUGGUGUGCCGCACAUUGGGAAAUAGAGGGAUAUUAUCCUUCGUUUCACGAGAGCCACACUUUGUAAUAGAAUCUCACCGACGGCAUAAACUCCCAGAUCUUAGGUUAGACCGCCCACGCAAAAAGUUGACGCAAGCUUAUCAAGCCUUGCCUCGAGAAGACUCAGAGCUAACAAAGCUGCCCUAUGCAGCUCUUUUAUUUCGAGUUAAAAAAGAACUUAUUGAUGAAAAAUUGGAGGUAAGUCGUGAAGCAUUAAAAAGCAAACUAACUGCUCUACAGAAUAGGUGCGCAUCAGCCCAACAAGCUACAAACCUGGUAGAAGCCCAAAGACAUUCUCACCUCCUACUUCAAAAUUCACAGGUCUUACCGGAAAAUGUGUUGCACUGCCUUCAGCUCAAAGAUGAACCCUGUCAGGUUAACUUUAAUAAAACCACCAAGGUCUUGAUUCAAGCUCUAGCCACCUACUUAAAAAUUCCUUACAGCGAUGAGCAACUCCCACUUUCAGGUACAAUCCCGGAUAUGGAAUCUUCUUCUGAGCAGUACAACCACUUACGCCAAGCGUAUGCGGCCGCUGCAGAAGAAGACGCAGCGGUGUUUCGACAACUAGUCACAAAGGAAUCUUCUAGCAUCCCUCUAGACCAAGUCAAUGCCUUUUGCAAAUAUGCUCAUUAUAUAAGAGCGGUAGAACCACUUCAAACACUCGAGAGGCUUGAAAUAGACAGUAAGACAUGCUUAUCAGCACAAGAUAUUACAGUCCCAGCGAAUUUGAUUGCAAUGCCAACCGCAAUGAGCGACGAUAAUGAAUUCCAAAGAACUGACUAUCCUACCGUUUCCUUCAUGGCUGGUGUGGCAGCACAAGAAGCUGUGAAGAUCCUGACGCAUCAAUUCGUACCCAUCGAGAAUUUGCUAUUUUACGAUGGGGAGUCCAACAAAGUUUGCCACUUCAAAUUAUAG
Lachancea dasiensis is the source of this 1302-nucleotide messenger RNA. The record is from the annotation of a GenBank genome assembly. Lineage: Eukaryota; Fungi; Ascomycota; Saccharomycetes; Saccharomycetales; Saccharomycetaceae.